UUGAACAAGGAGGCGACAUCUUCGAUAACAGUGUAAACAAAAUUCAAGACAUUCAGUGGUAUAAUUCAUAUUUAUUCAAGUUCAUCUUUAGCCCAGUUAUGGCUAGUUCACCAGUUGUAACAGACAAAACGAAGAAACGACCAAAGCACCAAUAUCCUGCUACAUACCCUGUAAUAGAUGGCAACAGAUAUCUUCCGAACACAACGAGAGAGUUUCUGAGGGACCUCAAAAAUCUGCCUGUUAAAGGCGACGAAGUCUUUGUGGCUUCCUAUCCCAAAGCAGGCUAUACGUGGGUGUCUGAAAUAGUAUGGCAGAUUUUCAUGGAUGGAGAUAUCGAUUACCGGCCCAUCCAUCAUCGUGUACUGUUCUUGGAAUCUCUCAAAACGUUUGGUACAGCCACCACCACGGAACAGUUGGCCGAGUUCUUCUCAGACAAGCCUUUUCCACGAGUGUUCAAGACUCAUUUACAAUAUCCUCUGGUACCGAUGGGAGAUGGUGUCACGAGACCUAAGUUCAUUAACGUCAUACGAAACCCUAAAGACUGUGCUGUGUCUUUUUAUCACCAAGCAAAAGCCUUAAAAUCCAAUGAAUUUGAUGGAGAAUGGGACGAGUAUUUUGAGACGUUCAUCGACGGUGAARUUGUAUUUGGUUCUUGGUUUGACCACGUGCUUGGCUGGUGGGCUCAUCGAUACGACCCCAACAUUCUGAUCUUGAAAUACGAAGACUUGAAAAAGGACCUUCCUUCUGCUGUAACUCAAAUAGCAAAGUUCCUUGAGAAGGAAUUGUCUGAACAAACCAUUCAACUGAUUGCAAAACAAACYACYUUUGACGCCAUGUCAAAAUUUAAACAUUUUCACGAYGAUGAAAAGCMGAAUCAGUUCGAAAGGAAACCAGGAUCAACGAGAUUCCUACGUAAGGGUGAGGUAGGAGACUGGAAAAACUACUUCAMCGAGGAACAGAAUCAACGAUAUGACGAGCUGUUUGAAAGGAAAAUGGCUGGAAGUGGUUUAGAAGUAAUAUAUAUAAUAUGAGCGGGAGAUCUGUAUAAGGAUUUAAAACAGCGAGCUGCAAGCGAGAUACAAUGAGAGAACAAUGUUUCUAUUGCCGUGCUAAACAGUUUAUUAACAGAAAAUAUAUUGCUAUUAGUGAAAUAAGGACAGAAGAAAAAAUUUAUGAGGUAGAGAGAUUGAUAAGCAAGAUAAUAAAAUGAGUUAUUCCAUAGCUUUUAUAAUACCAAUUACUGAUUUCAGCAGCUUUAAUGAGUUCAGUGUUUUUUGUCACGUACUUAAGAAGAAUAUUUGGUUGAUCUGCGAAGGAUGGCCAACAGUUUUGAGAUUUGGAACAAUCGGACAUAAGGUUUAUUGUUUUAUCUAAAAAGACAUCCUCUGAUCAUCAUCAUCAUUAGCAUCAUCAUCAUCAUCACUGAACAGCAUCAUCAUCAUCAUGUUAUUACUUUGCGCGCUAAAAUAUAGAUUUAGUUUAUUGCAUAGUAAAUAUAAUGUUAUGUUAAUAUUAUAAUAUGUUUAUUGUUAGUUUAUUUUUUGCAAGUCAUACUAUAUGUUGACCCAAAUUUCGUCAAUAAGAAAAGUAGAUAAUCCACGAAAUAAAGUCACC
Molecule: messenger RNA, 1614 nt
Organism: Actinia tenebrosa (Australian red waratah sea anemone)
Lineage: Eukaryota; Metazoa; Cnidaria; Anthozoa; Actiniaria; Actiniidae
Product: sulfotransferase 1C2
Molecular function (GO): sulfotransferase activity
Source: RefSeq, a predicted model, not a curated record